Molecule: messenger RNA, 1428 nt
Organism: Macadamia integrifolia
Lineage: Eukaryota; Viridiplantae; Streptophyta; Magnoliopsida; Proteales; Proteaceae
Product: transcription factor bHLH100-like
Exons: 3
Coding region: 24-800 (258 amino acids)
Biological process (GO): regulation of transcription by RNA polymerase II
Cellular component (GO): RNA polymerase II transcription regulator complex
Molecular function (GO): DNA-binding transcription factor activity, RNA polymerase II-specific; protein dimerization activity; RNA polymerase II transcription regulatory region sequence-specific DNA binding
Source: RefSeq, a predicted model, not a curated record
UAGUUGUUCCCAACGAAACAACAAUGUUGGCCAACUCUACUCCAAUUCCAACCUUUGGUUUAUCAAGACUAGAUGAUCCCACAACCCAUAAGCUCAAGAGUACAGGCAAUAAUGAACCUUUCAUGGGCUGCAACUACAAAGAAGCAGCAGAUACUUCAGAAUCCUUCCUUCGCUUUCCUUCCAAUUCACAGCAACAGAUGGAUUUUGAAGGCCCUUCCAGUACCAAAAAAUUAAGCCACAACGCCAGUGAACGCGAUCGCCGGAAAAGAUUGAAUGAUUUAUACACAACUCUUCAAUCUCUACUUCCAGAAACAGAUCGAAAGAAGAAACUGAGCAUCCCAGCUACUGUUUCUUGUGCACUCAUGUACAUACCAGAAUUACAGAAACAUGUCCAAAAGUUAACACAAAGGAAGGAAGAGAUCUUAUCAAGUAUCUACAAGCAAGGAGAUACCAUGAAGCAAGGGAAAAAUGCCGGUAGCGGCGACCGAGUUUCUAUGCCGAGUGUUUCAGCGAGUCAACUCGAUGAUAGGGAAGUUGUGAUUCAGAUUUGUGUAUUGAAAGCUAAAAGUAUCCCUCUUUCUGAGGUUUUACUAGUUUUGGAAGAAGUAGGGAUCUAUGUCCUCAGUGCUUCAGCUAUUACCUCUUAUGGAGAAAGGGUCUUCUACAAUCUCCAUCUUCAGGUGAAAGAAACUCAGAGAUUGGAGUCUGAGAUAUUGAGUCAGAAGCUCAUGCUGAUGUAUCAAAACAGAGAAGAGUCACAUUCACCAUACUUGGCCACCAAACCAGAGCCAGAUUUUUAGUCUUGGGGAAAAUUUAAAAAACCAAAAAAAAAAGGUAGUGUUUAAAAUUAUAAACCCUAUGUCAUACAUGGGUCUUGUAAUAUAGUUUAGGGGUCCAAUAUUUUGCCACGUGUUUGAUGUUCAGUGGAUUAGAGCCUACCAUUGAAUAGGUCCCACCUCAAAGAUUGCAAGCCAAGUGUUAGAAUGAUCAAACAAUCUGUAACCAUCUGAUCUGUAGUUUAUGUUGGAGCUUUCUCUAAUACUUUUGUCCCCCUAACUUUCCAAGAAUCAAAGUGGAAGUGGGGAAGAUUGUGAUCAUAUAAUUAGGAUGAUAGAUAUAUGUUUAUGACAAAGUCAGUCUUUGGGUUGGGACCCAUUUCAUUGUCGGUGCAGAUCAAUAGCAAGUGCUCUGUGUUGUCCUACGAUUGGAAUCCAUAUCCAAGAGGAGCUCUGGCACUUCGAUGUCUAAAAUUGUAAAUUCAGUGUCUUGUGUAUACUGUGUACUUUUCUUUUUCAAUCAUAAACUCUCCCUUUUUGUAUAUUAACUCUCUAGUCCUUACAUGAGUUGGUGUCUCAUUUUACCCCCUCCCCCCUUGAUAAUCAAGGAAGGAGAAUUAUCCUUGUAUGGGGGAUUAUUUAACAGUUUGGC